GCUAGAAUUUUGACCACCUAAACCGUUUGAACACUUUAAUACACUUACAAGAUUUACGAGCACGACUUACAACCACUGACCACUUACAAAAACUCAAGUCACUUAUCCUCACCAAUAUUUGGAUUGUGAACCUGCUUGAAAAUGCCUGGAUCGCGAUAAACAACAACUGGAUCAUCAUCAGAAGAAUCCCAAGCGUGCGUCAUUCCUAAGGCGUGACGUUGCCUGACUUCCGGUUCAAGCCUGGACGGAUCCAUGACACAGUUGUUUGGACGAAAGAACCGAGCGAGUCUUCGUAAGCCUCCAAGCCGACCUCUAGUGACUUCCAAGCGGGCUUGAGAGCACCGCGAGCCGCCGCCAUGGAGGCGGUCCCCCGCAUGCCGAUGAUAUGGCUCGACCUCAAGGAGGCGGGAGACUUCCACUUCAGCCCGGCCGUCAGGCAGUUCAUCCUGAAGAACUACGGUGAGAAUCCCGACAACUACAACGAGCAGCUGAAGAAGCUCGAGACGUUGCGGCAGAGUGCCGUGAACGUCACCAGAGACUUUGAGGGAUGCAGCACGUUGAGGAAGUACUUUGGUCAGCUUCAUUACCUUCAGAGCCGCGUUCCUAUGGCAACCGGGCAGGAGGCAGCUGUUUCCAUAUCUUGGACUGAGAUCUUCUCUGGUAAGACGGUGGUCCAUGACGACAUCAGCUACGAGCAGGCGUGUAUUCUCUACAAUCUUGGGGCUCUGCACUCCAUGUUAGGAGCUAUGGACAACCGAGUGUCAGAAGAGGGCAUGAAGGUGUCGUGCACACAUUUUCAGUGUUCAGCCGGAGCGUUCUACUACCUGAGGGACCAUUUCAGUCACAAUUUCAGUGUAGACAUGAGCCACCAGAUCCUCAACCUCAAUAUAAACCUCAUGCUGGGUCAAGCUCAAGAGUGUCUUCUGGAGAAAUCCAUGCUGGACAACAGGAAGAGCUACCUGGUGGCUCGCAUUAGCGCUCAGGUGGUGGAUUACUACAAGGAGGCCUGCAGAGCCCUGGAGAACUCCGAGACUGCUUCCAUGCUGGGAAAGAUCCAGAAGGAUUGGAAAAAGCUAGUCCAGAUGAAGAUCUACUACUUUGCUGCCAUUGCACAUCUUCAUAUGGGCAAACAAGCCGAGGAGCAGCAGAAGUACGGCGAGCGACUGGCGUACCUUCAAAGCUCCUUGGACAAGUUGUCUGAAGCCAUCAAGCUGGCCAAGGGUCAACCUGACAGUGUGCAGGAUGCUUUAAGAUUCACCAUGGAUGUCAUUGGUGGCAAAUUCAACUCUGCCAAAAAAGACAACGACUUCAUCUAUCAUGAGUCCGUUCCUUCUCUGGAAACGUUGGCGUCUGUCAAAGGAGCUCCAUUGGUCAAAGCCCUGCCCGUCAACCCGACAGAUCCCAGUGUCACAGGACCCGAUCUAUUUGCCAAGCUGGUACCAAUGGCGGCCCACGAAGCAUCCUCUCUCUACAGUGAGGAGAAAGCCAAGCUCCUGAGAGACGUCAUGGGCAAGAUCGAAAGCAAAAACGACACGCUAGAGCAGUUCAUGGACUCUUUGGGUUUGGAGCCCGAGUCUGUAGAUAACUUGGAUAUGUACAGCCACAUUCCGCCGGUCCUGAUGGAAAAGUGCGCCGCUCUCAGCGUGCGACCCGACACCGUCAAGAGCCUCAUUCAGUCUAUGCAAGUCCUUUCGGGUGUAUUCACCGACGUGGAGUCGUCCCUGCGAGAAAUCCAAGAAAUUCUAGAAGCUGACGAGGCGGGAGAGAAGGCCCUCCAAGAAGCCGGCACCCCGACUGAUGCGCACCCGCCGACGCAGGCUCAGGUCCUGGCUGAGAUCCGCAGGGACUUGGAGAAGUACAUGGAAGCCCACGAGAAGGCCAGCUUUACCAACACGGAGCUCCACCGGGCUAUGAACCUGCACAUCAGCAACUUGCGUCUACUGGGCGGACCCCUGGAUAGCCUUAGAGAAGCUCUGCCUCGUCCUCAACUCUGCGAAGAAGAAGUGGCUGGGCUGCAGUGCAUGAAGCGCAUCCUGGGGAAGGUUCAGGAAAUGAGGGACCAGAGAAGCGUUUUGGAGAAACAACUGCGGGACCUCAUUCAGCAGGAUGACAUCACUUCCACCCUGGUCACCACAGAGAGAGCUGACAUCAAGCAUGUGUUUGAGGAGCAGCUGAAGAAGUACGAGCAGGUGAAGGUCUAUAUCGACCAGAACCUUGCAGCACAGGAGAAUAUCCUCAAGGCUUUGACGGAGGCCAACGUUCAGUACGCGUUGGUCCGCAAGAGUCUGAGUCAGACAGAGCAGCAGUGGACCGCCACUGUGCAUGGCCUGGUGGGUUCCUACGAAGCCUACGAAGACCUCAUGAAGAAGUCGCAGGAGGGCAAGGAGUUCUACGACGACCUGGAAGGCAAAGCGUCCCGUCUGCUGGAGAGAGUGAAGGCUUUGUGUCAGACCAGAAUGGAAGAGAGAAAGCCCAUCCUUGAAAGAGAGAGCCUAAAGAAGCCUCCAGCUAGACCCACAGCAGCGAAACCUUCCUUGAAGCCAAAGUUUCAGGAUGAAGACUCCAGUCUUGAAGAUCCAGAGUUAGCCCAAAUUAAUGCCGCUAUCUUAGCCUUAGCAGAAGACCAGCCAGAAGAACUUCGUAGCCUCCCAACCGACAUUCCUUCUCUUCCCACAUCUUCGGGUCAUCUGCCAGGUCCAGAAGCAUUCCUCCCCCCUGGCGCCAACCUGGGCGGCAGCAGCUCAAUGCCUUGGCCCAUUUCUUCAGCUGCCAAUCUUCCUCGCUUCCCGGCCAAUCUCCCACCGCCGGAGCUUCUGGCUCGGAUCGCUCAGUUUCCGACAUCUGGCACCCUGCCGGCACCCGGGCCUUCUGCAUGCAGGCCCAUUCCUCACAUGCCUCCACAGAUGCCUUCACAACUGCCCGCGCAGGCGGCGUACAGGCCUCCAGUCCCUUCGGCAGUUUGUCCUGCUGUAGUCCGGCCUUCAACCACCACCGUGGACAGCAUUCAAGCCCCCAUACCGAGCUACGCUCCAACACCUCGGCACCCCGUCCCACCGUCUGUUUCGACUGCCUACACCGGACCCCCGCAGAUGGGCGCCUACCCCCAGUUUUUGCCGCAAAUGACACAGCAGAAGCAGGUGCAGAAUCAGUACCCUCUUCCCGUGGGGCAGACUCUGCCCCCGGGCUACCAAGCUGGACCGAGACCCCUUCCGGCCCCUCACCCUCCGCUGCAAGGCUACCCGCACGGAUACAUGCCUCAGCAGCCUGGCGCCCCCCCACAGUACCCGCAAGUUUUCCCUGGUCAUAUGCAACCACAACCAAAUGGUUACCAGGCCCCACCUCAGAUACCGCAAGGCUACCAGGCCCCUCAGAACUAUGCCCCCCAGCAGCAACCUCAGGUGAUGCAAGGCCCCAUGCCAAGUCCACCUCGGGGCCUGAUGCAGCCACAAAGCGCUCCUCUCCAACACCCCCCGACAUCUCAGACAGUAGCCCCGCUUUCACAACCCUACCCCCAUCACCAACACCCUCAAAUGCCCCCCGGUUCCCAACAAUUUGUGCCCCAUCCACAAAUGUCGAGUGGCCCCGGAGGCCAGAUGCCUCCCACUGGCCAGACAAUCCACCCCCAACUUCGCCCCCAGAUGCCUCCUGCAUCACAACCACAUUUGCUUCCCGGUCCUCAGGUGCAUCUUCCUAGGGGUCCGAUUACCCAUAUCCCGCCUACCUCCCUUGCCCCACAGCACCACCCUGGCCCCGGCCCUUCUCCCAUCCCAAACAUGGCUCAGCCCCCUAUGUGUAUGCCCCAGCCUCCUAUGUCCAUGCCAAGUCACACCCAAGUCCAACCCCACCACACUGGGGGUAUUUGCUACCCCGGAGGGCCCCCCAUGAUGCCUCAGCAACCUCUGGCACCGCAGUCUGUCGCCCCGUUACAGCCUCAAGUCUCUCUUAGCGCCGUCCACUCGCAACCUUCUAUGUACCUAGGAGCUCCAGGGCCUCACGUUGCCCCAAAUGCCCAACUGAGACCCCCUGCCAUAGGCACUCCUAGUGUACAUCCCCACAUCCCCCCUCAGCAUAUGCUUCAACCUUGUCCUGGAGGUCCUCCAGUAGGACAGCCGACCCAUCCUCCCUCAACUUCUCCCGCUCCGUCUACAUCCCCCACACCUGGCCCAUCAUCUCUUGUCCCGACCCCACAGCAGAGACCCGCCGUCACCCCCAACAUGGGUGCCACGGUUCCACCUUCCUCCACUUCUCUGUUCCAGCUUCAGAACUCUAGUAACCAUGACUUACUCUCCUCCAGUCCUGACAACCAACCGGGGGGCACCAAGUCUCCUACCAAUGUCCUCCAGCCUACCAAAGCAGACCCACAGGACGGAGAGCGUCGCAAGAAGGACUCCCAGGGAGUUCUCCUCAUCCAAGGAGAUCCGUACCAAUCCCCGGAGCUCCUAGCCCGCCUCCAAACUGAACUGGAACGUUUUCGAGCACAGGUGGACUCCUUGGAGGAGCUUUCUGAGGGUGAGAAAGGUUUGUCGGUGUUGGACGCGCACUGGAAGGAGCUCCAGGAACAGCAGGAGAAAGAUGCCCGCCAGCUGUCCAUCGCCAUCGCUCGUUGCUACACCAUGAAAAACCGGCACCAGGACAUCAUGCCUUACGAUCUCAACCGCGUGGUCCUGCAGUCGGGCAAAGACGACUACAUCAACGCGAGCUACGUGAAAGACUUGUCGCUGUACUGCCCGCAAAUCAUUGCCACGCAGGCGCCGCUCACCGGCACCGCAGCAGACUUUUGGUUGAUGGUCUACGAGCAGAAGGUCUCCUUAGUGGUCAUGCUUGUGUCAGAGCAGGAGGUUGAAAAGGGAAAAGUGGCGCGCUACUUCCCGACGGAACGCGGUCAGCAGCUGUCUCAGGGUCCCAUCACCCUCAGCCUGAGCACGCACAAGACCACACCCACCCACGUGGAGCGCAUGAUCAGUCUGCAGUAUCGUGAUCAGAGCUUGAAACGCACCGUGGUCCACCUGCAGUUCACUUCUUGGCCGGAGCUGGGGCUUCCGGAAAGCAAGAGCAACCUGCUGCAUUUCAUUCAGGAGGUUCACGGACAUUACCUGCACCAAAGACCCUUACACACUCCUGUGGUGGUCCACUGCAGCUCCGGUGUAGGUCGCACCGGCGCCUUCUGUCUGCUGUACGCGGCGGUGCAGGAGCUGGAGGCCGGGAAUGGCAUCGUAGACCUGCAAGCCCUUGUCAAGAAGAUGAGACAGCAAAGAAAGAACAUGCUGCAGGAGAAGCUGCACCUCAAGUUCUGUUACGAGGCGGUGUUGAAGCAAGGCGAGCAGGUCCUCCUGCGACACGGCGUCUCCCUGGCGCCUGGUAGCAGGAAUGUCGCCGCCUCCACCUCCAAGUACCUCCGCCAGGAGUCUCAGCAAGACCUGGUUCUAGGUGCCGACAUCCCCAUCAGCUCCAUCCAGGCGACCAUAGCCAAGCUCAGCGUACGUCCCCCUAGCGAUCUAGCCCCCGAGGACCCGGACCUCGACCAUCAAGAUGAACCCGCCCACCAUUUUUCACCUCCUCCCGUUCUUUCGCCGGUUGAGCCCCACCCUCCUCCGGAACCACCUACGUCGCCCCCCGCUUUGUCCCCUACGCCACCCAACGGGCUGGACGCGACGGCACCAACGGAAACAUCAGCCAGCCCGCCGCCGCCUUCGUCUCUGGAGCUGCUGGCUUCCCUUGCCCCCGAGGCCUUCUCCAUGGAGGGCGGCGGCGGGCGGGGCAAACAACGGGUGACCAAGCAGAGCUUCCUGCAACCGACGGAGGGUCAAGGUCUCCACGGGUCGCGGGACGCCGAGAGCGAAGACCCCCUCAGCGGUCUGGAUCCCCUGUGGAGCCUCAACAAGUCCUAAUACAAGUCACGUCAAAAACUCAAUCACGCACCACCGUCAACGUCCACACGGUGGCGACUUUGUACAUAUUUUUAAGUUUCACUAAUGAUUUGAAAGGAAAUAAAAUGAGUUACACACAA
Corythoichthys intestinalis (scribbled pipefish) is the source of this 6007-nucleotide messenger RNA. It is a transcript of the gene ptpn23a, whose product is annotated as protein tyrosine phosphatase, non-receptor type 23, a. The record is from RefSeq and is a predicted model, not a curated record. Gene Ontology annotation, molecular function: protein tyrosine phosphatase activity; protein binding. NCBI's taxonomy places the organism in Eukaryota, Metazoa, Chordata, Actinopteri, Syngnathiformes, Syngnathidae. Gene Ontology annotation, cellular component: endosome. The transcript is spliced from 25 exons. Gene Ontology annotation, biological process: early endosome to late endosome transport; protein dephosphorylation; endocytic recycling. The coding region runs from base 357 to 5888 and encodes 1843 amino acids.